CGUCUGUUGUUCAAAAAUCAACAAUAUUUGAAUGAUGCUCAUCCAUCCAUCCGUAACUGGUCAGCCACAAAAGCAUCAUUUAAUUACUUCUUGCUUAGCAUUGCAGAAGAACGUCUUUACUCUUUCAUUAUCUAUUACUCAUAGCAGUAAAAAUGGGUAAAAAACGCUCCCACUCCGAUUCCGCUGAUGAAUCUCCUGCGAAAAGAAGGAGAGAGAGUACGGAAGUCCGGAGUACCGACGAAGUCGGGUCCAAAACUCCCCGCAAAGAACAUUUGGAGGACCUGUACCUCCAGGGCCAUCUACUUGGAACGGGUGGCUAUGGGGCAGUUUUUGCCGGCAUUCGCAAGGCAGAUGGCUUCCCAGUGGCAAUCAAAUAUGCCAGAAAGACUGAAAAGAAGCUAGAACUGCCUGGACUUGACGGGCCCAUGCCAUUGGAGGUGGCGCUGAUGAAGCUUGUUAGCAAUGAGUCAUCUUGUGCCAACGUGCUCAAGCUCAUCGACUGGUUUGAUGGACCACAGGAUUAUAUUAUGAUCCUGGAAAGACCGGACCCAUGCGAAGAUCUCUUUGAUUUUUGCAAAAGGAAAGGAGGCCUCCUGUCAGAAGGUGUUGCCAGGCACGUGAUGGUGCAGGUCCUCCACGCCUUGCGUCACUGCCAGGACUCAGGCGUCCUCCAUCGAGACCUGAAGUCAGAGAACCUUUUGAUCAGGACAGACACUCUGGAGGUCAAGCUCAUCGACUUUGGCUGUGGCGAUAUCUGGACAGAUUCCCACUACACAAAAUUUUCAGGCACAAAGAUCUUCGCUCCCCCAGAGUGGUUCCUGAGCAGAGAGUAUCUGGCUGGCCCCGCCACAGUCUGGUCUGUGGGGGUUACACUAUUUACUCUAGUGUGCGGCUACCUACCCUUCCACAACCAGACGGCAAUCAUUUCAGGCCGCCUGAAAUUCCCCCCAUGGGUCUCUUCUGGCUGCUGCAAUCUAAUUCGCGGGUGCCUGAGACGCAAGGCGGCGAACCGGCGGAGCUUGGAGCAGAUUCAGCGCCAUCUCUGGCUGCAGCAGAAGUGACUGCUGACUAUUAUUGGGCCUUGUCAAUUAUUUUCUUACUGUUUUGAUUAAGGUUGAUUAGAUGAGGUUAUAUAAGAUAAGUUUUUUUAAGUUGUUAUAUAAGUUAAGAUUAUAUAAGAUACGUUUAUAUAAGAUAAGAUUAUAUAAGUUAAGAUAAGGUUAUAUAAGUUAAGGUUAUGUAAGUUAAGGUUAUAUAAGAUAAGUUUAUAUAAGAUAAGUUUAUAUAAGUUAAGAUAAGGUUAUAUAAGAAGAUUAUAUAAGUUAAGGUUAUAUAAGUUAAGGUUAUAUAAGUUAAGGUUAUAUAAGAUAAGUUUAUAUAAGAUAAGUUUAUAUAAGAUAAGUUUAUAUAAGUUAAGAUAAGGUUAUAUAAGAUAAGAUUAUAUACGAUAAGAUUAUAUAAGUUAAGAUAAGUUUAUAUAAGACUAAGAUAAGGUUAUAAAAGAUAAGUUUAUAUAAGAUUAGUUAAGAUAUGAUUGGAUAAGAUAAGAUGUCUUUGAGCCGACCCUUUAUCGUGUUUGAGGGGUUUGCGUGUUCCUAUGAUCCCAGGAGCUAUGUUGUCCGGGGCUUUAUGCCCCUGGUAGGGUCACCCAAGGCAAACAGGUCCAGGGUGAGGAACCAGACAAAUUAGGCUCACUAGACACCUUAUGGUAAGAAAAUCAUUGGAUCCACGAUUUCCCUUGCCCGGACGCGGGUCACCGAGGCCCCCCCUGAGCCAGGUCUGAGGGUGGGGCUCGAUGGCGAGCGCCUGGUGGCCAGGCCUGCACCCAUGGAGCCUGGUCAGGCACAGCCUGAACAAAGCACAUCAAUGGGCUCAUCACCUGUAGGAGGGGUCAUAGGGGUCAGGUGCAGUGCGAGUUGAGCAGUGGCCAAAGGCGGGGACCUUGGCGGUCCGAUCCUCGGCUGCAGAAGCUAGCUCUAGGGACAUGGAAUGUCACCUCUCUGACGGGGAAGGAGCCUGAGCUGGUGCAUGAGGUUAUGAGGUUCUGACUAGAUAUGGGUCGGCUUGGGCUCUGGAACCAGUCUGCCUGAGGGGGCUUGGACCCUCCUCCACUCUGGAGUUGCUCGCGGGGAGAGGCGCCGAGCAGGGGUGGGCAUACUUAUUGCCCCCUGGCUGGGCGCCUGUACAUUGGGGUUUACCGCAGUGGACGAGAGGGUAACCUCCCUUCGCUUUCAGGUGGGGGGAUGGGUCCUGACUGUUGUUUGCACUUAUGCGCUCUGAAGUGGCAGUUCAGAAUACCCACACCCAUUUUGGAGUCCUUGGAAGGGGUGUUGGAGAGCACUCCUCCUGGGGACACUCUUGUUCUGCUGGGGGACUUCAAUGCUCACUUGGGCAAUGACAGUGAGACCUGGAGGGGCGCGAUUGGGAAGAACGGCCCCCCCCCCCGAUUUGAACCUGAGUGGUGUCUUGUUAUUGGACUUCUGUGUUCAUCACGGAUUGUCCAUAAUGAACACCAAGUUCAAGCAUAAGGGUGUCCAUAUGUGCACUUAGCACCAGGACACCCUAAGCCGCAGUUCGAUACUCGACUUUGUAGUCGUGUAGGCAUGUCUUGGACACUCGGGUGAAGAAAAGGGCAAAGCUGUCAACUGAUCACUACCUAGUGGUGGGUUGGCUCCGCUAGUGGGGGAGGAAGCCGGCCAGUCCUGGCAGGCCCAAGCAUAUAGUGAGGGUCUGCUGGGAACGUCUGACGGAAUCCCCUGUCAGGAGGAGUUUCAACUCCUACCUCCGGCAGGACUUCUCCCAUGUCCUGGGGCAGGCGGGGGACAUUAAGUCCGAAUGGGCCAUGUUCCACGCCUCAAUUGUUUAGGCAGGUGACUGGAGCUGUAGCCAUAAGGUGGUCGGUGCCUGUCGUGACAACAAUCCCCGACCUGUUGGUGGACACCGGUGGUGAGGGAUGUCGUCAAGCUGAAGAAGGAGUCCUAUCGGGCCUUUUUGGCCUGUGGGACUCCAGAGGCAGCUGACGGGUACCGGCAGGCCAAGAGGAAUGCAGCUUUGGUGGUCGCCAAGGCAAAAACUUGGGUGUGGGAGGAGUUUGGCGAGGCCAUGGAAAACGACUUCCGGAUGGCUUUAAGGAGAUCCUGGUCCACCAUCCGACGUCUCAGGAAGGGAAAGCGGUGCAACAUCAACACUGUUUAUGGUGGUGAUGGGGCACUGCUGACCUCAACUCGGGACAUUUUGGGUCGGUGGAGGGAAUACUUCAAAGACCUCCUCAAUCCCACUGACACGCCUUCCAAUGAGGAGGCAGAGUCUGGGGACUUGGGACUCCUAUCUCUGGGGCGGAGGUCACUGAGGUGGUUAAAAAGCUCCUCAGUGGCCGGGCCCUGGGGGUGCAUGAGAUCCGCCUGGAGUUCCUUAAGGCUCUGGAUGUUGUGGGGCUGUCUUUGUUGACACGCAUCUGCAGCAUUGCGUGGACAUCGGGGGCGGUGCCUCUGGAUUGGCAGACCGGGAUGGUGGUCCCCCUCUUCAAGAAAGGGGACCGGAGGGUGUGUUCCAACUAUAUGGGGAUCACACUACUUAGCCUCCCUGGUAAGGUCUAUUUGGGGGUUCUGGAGAGGAAGGUCUGUCGGAUUGUCAAACCUCAGAUUCAGGAGGAGCAGUGUGGUUUUCGCCCUGGCCGUGGGACAGUGGACCAGCUGUAUACUCUCAGCAGGGUCUUGGAGCGUUCAUACGAUUUUGCCCAACCAGUCUAAAUGUGUUUUGUGGACUUGGAGAAGGCAUUCGACUGUCUCUCUCGGGGAGUCCUGUUGGGAGUGCUCCGGAAGUAUGGGGUGCCGGGCUUCCUUAUAACAGCUGUUCGGUCCCUGUAUGACUGGUGUUAUAGCUUGGUCCGCAUGGUCGGCAAUAAGUUGGACUCGUUUCCGGUGAGAGUUGGACUCCGUCAGGGUUGUCCUUUGUCACCGAUUCCGUUUGUAGCUUUUAUGGAUGGAAUUUCUAGGCGCAGCCAGGGCGUUGAAGGUGUCAGGUUUGGUGACCUCAGGAUUAGGUCUCUGCUUUUCGCAGAUGAUGUGGUUCUGUUGGCUUCAUUGGACCGUGACCUUCGGCUCUCACUGGGACAGUUCGCAGCUGAGUGUGAAGCAGCUGGGAUGAGAAUCAGCACCUCCAAGUCUGAGACCAUGGUCCUCAGCUGGAAAAGGGUGGAAUGCUCUCUCCUGGUCGGGGAGGGGGUCCUUCCCCAAGUGGAGGAGUUUAAGUAUUUCGGGGUUUUGUUCACGAGUGAGGGAUGGAUGGAACGAGAGAUCGACAGGCGGAUCGGUACGGCGUCAGUAGUGAUGCGGGCACUGCAUCGGCCUGUCGUGAUGAAGAAAGAGCUGAGCCAAAAGGCAAAGCUCUCGCUUUACCAGUCAAUCUACGUUCCUACCCUCACCUAUGGUCUUGAGCUAUGGGUAGCGACCGAAAGAACUAGAUCGCGAGUACAAGCGGCCAAAAUGAGUUUUUUCCGCAGGGUGGCUGGGCUCUCCCUUAGAGAUAGGGUGAAGAGCUCGGUCAUUCGGGAGAGACUCAGAGUAGAACCGCUGCUCCUCCACAUUGAGAGGAGCCAGAUGAGGUGGCUCAGGCAUCUGCUUAGGAUGCCUCCCUGGUUAUGUGUUCCGGGCAUGUCCUACUGGGAGGAGGCCCAGGGGAAGACCCAGGAUACGCUGGAGGGACUAUGUCUCUCGGCUAGCCUGGGAACACCUCUGGAUUCCCCCAGAGGAGCUGGCUGAAGUGGCCGGGGAGAGGGAAGUCUGGGUUUCCCUGCUGAGACUGCUGCCCCCGUGACCUGACCUCGGAUAAGCGGGAGAUGAUGGAUGGAUGGAAGAUUAUAUAACAUAAGAUCAGAUUAGAUAAGAUAGAGGAGAGGGGGGAGAAAAGGUAGUAUCCAGGGUGUGAGGAGUCUUUGAUGAUGUUGCUGGCUCUCCGGUGGAGUCUGCCAGUCUAGAUGUCCUUGAGAACUUGUGCUCUCUUAUUGAGGUGUGGACUGAGGAAGCCGCGCCGGGGCCCUACUGUAUAAGGCUGUUUUGACACUACAGAUUGGGGAAUAUUUGCAGAGGGAACAGACCUAGAGGUCACACAUCUGUUGUGCUCUCUUACUCCCUUACACAUCGCACAGCAGAUGUAUGACUGGCUUCCUAUGUAGCAGCGCAUUUCGUUUAAGGUUUUGCUCUUCAUCUGCAAAUCUCUUCACUGUCUUGCCCCAUCCAUCCAUCCAUCCAUUUUCCAAACCGCUUACCCUACCCCAUCAUAUCUAACUGAUCUACUAUAUAGACAUUCCCCCAAACAUUGCCUUCAUUCUACUGACAGUAAUCUCCUGUAAUCUCCUAAAAUCACUAAUUACUGACAGCAUGACAGGACCUUUUCUGUUACUGCCCCCUCUCUAUGGAACUCCCUUCCUAGUGACAUUAGGAACUCCUCAUCUCUCUUAUCUUUUAAAGACUCUCUUAAGAGCCUCUUUUCAAAAUUGCCUGUAAUUGUUGAUAGAACUUUGUCCUGUUUGUUUGCCUAAUGUGUGUGUGUGUGUGUGUUUGUUUUUCCCUGAUUUGCCUUUGUAAAGUGACUUUGAGUAUCUAGUAUAAAAGCACUAUAUAAAAUAAAUGUAUUAUUAUUAUUAUUUCUUUUUAUUAUCUGUUAUUAAAAUACAGAUUUAUUUAUGCA
Messenger RNA from Brienomyrus brachyistius, 5688 nucleotides. RefSeq names its product serine/threonine-protein kinase pim-1-like. The record is from RefSeq and is a predicted model, not a curated record. The coding region runs from base 153 to 1061 and encodes 302 amino acids. Gene Ontology annotation, molecular function: ATP binding; protein serine/threonine kinase activity. Gene Ontology annotation, cellular component: cytoplasm. Gene Ontology annotation, biological process: protein autophosphorylation; negative regulation of apoptotic process; regulation of mitotic cell cycle. The transcript has 6 exons. Lineage: Eukaryota; Metazoa; Chordata; Actinopteri; Osteoglossiformes; Mormyridae.